CACAAUGGCGUCUCCUCCUCCAUCAUCCACCGUGAUCCAGAUGCCUCCAAGUCCACAAACCAACGGCCAGCCGACGGCCGGGACAGUCCCGGCCAUGCCUAAUGAUGCCGGUGACGUGACCAUAGCACCUGCAGCAGCUGCCGGACCAGCAUCCAAGGCAACGGACAAGGUCAUGUCGAGCGCCGCGAACCUCGCGCAGCUCCUGCCGACGGGCACAAUGCUCGCGUACCAGGCUCUAUCCCCGUCCUUUACCAACCACGGCAAGUGCGAGGCCUCCAACCAGUGGCUCACCGCCGCGCUGGUCAUCAUCCUCGCCGCCCUGUGCAUCCUCUUCUCCUUCACCGACAGUGUCCUCGGCCGCGACCAGAAGCUCUACUACGGCGUCGCCACACCACGCGGCUUCAACGUGUUCAAUUUCUCCGACGAAGAGGAGAAGCUGAAGUGGACUCCAGCUGAGUUCCGGAGGCUCCGCAUCAGGCCACUGGACUUUUUGCACGCCAUCUUCACAGCGCUGGUCUUUCUCACCGUGGCGUUCAGCGACGUGGGGCUACAAAAUUGCUUCUUCCCCAACGCCGGCAGGAACACCGCAGAGCUGCUCAAGAACCUGCCGUUGGGCAUCGCAUUUCUGUCGAGUUUUGUGUUCAUGGUCUUCCCCACAAAGAGGAAGGGCAUCGGUUACACCGACACCACUCCUCGCAAGAAGCUCACUUGAUGUUUAGAUGAUCAUAUCACCUUUUUUUUGGACAAUUAGAUUACAACGUAAUCACGAUAUAUUUUAACUUGUGAUUACUUUAUUUUUGAGAAAUAUUUGUGUAUUGUUUAGUUUGU
Molecule: messenger RNA, 828 nt
Organism: Triticum aestivum (bread wheat)
Lineage: Eukaryota; Viridiplantae; Streptophyta; Magnoliopsida; Poales; Poaceae
Product: protein DMP3-like
Exons: 1
Coding region: 5-712 (235 amino acids)
Biological process (GO): endomembrane system organization
Source: RefSeq, a predicted model, not a curated record